CGUUGUCGUCGUACGUAUACUAAGAACGAGUAAGGUUGUCCUUGUUCUGGCCGGUCCAUCUUCCUCGUCGUUCCUGAGUGAUUUUCGUCGGGAGUGAGAAAGUAGAAGUAGCGUCUUCUUGAGCGUGGACCGCCCGCAAAUAAAGAGCUGUGAGGCUGCAGCUAAUGCUGAUCUUCUAGAAAGACCUUUGAUAUAUAAUCGACAGGCUGCAGAGUCACCGCCUAGACAUCAUCCUUGGCCUGAACGACCUAUGUGUUGGACAGGAACGAACAGUUCGAACGUGGUGAGCGAAAACGAAAUCCAUCAUCAUACCAGUGCUGCAAAGGAUAAAUAUUUCUUGUUGAAAUGGUUUGGCAAGCACAAAUCAGAAUAAGACCUCGAGGAUGUUUUCUCGACAUUGAUAUGCUGCAAAGAACUCCUGAACCUGAAGAUUGUACGAAGAAUAACUUAGCGCUGUUGUUGUGUUGCUGUUGGCCCGAAGAGAGAGCGACGAUGAAGACUAGCAAACAUAAUGUUCGCGGGGUAUUUCAGCUUCGGUGGAUACGGAGCAUCCGAUGAAGCAGCCCUGCCAGAACUUGACGUUGAGGAUAUUGCAGACAACAUGGCUACCGGAACCCGAUCGCUGCAGCUAAAGCCGCAGGCCGGCAUCACCGAGGACCUUGCCCUGCGGGGCAAGGUGUGGAUCAAGGCCGCGAGGGUGGAAGCGGAAAAGGACUGCAAGGCCCUUCCGGCCGGGCUGGAGAAUUGCAAGGCGCGCGGAGAAAAAGCCCAAGUGGCAAAUCACUCCGGGGACAAGCGCAACCAUACAGAAGUCCAAAAAGCGCGCGCCAGUCGCCCGCAUCCGG
Amoebophrya sp. A120 is the source of this 845-nucleotide messenger RNA. The record is from the annotation of a GenBank genome assembly. Lineage: Eukaryota; Dinophyceae; Syndiniales; Amoebophryaceae.